Molecule: messenger RNA, 1077 nt
Organism: Penicillium bovifimosum
Lineage: Eukaryota; Fungi; Ascomycota; Eurotiomycetes; Eurotiales; Aspergillaceae
Exons: 1
Coding region: 1-1077 (358 amino acids)
Source: RefSeq, a predicted model, not a curated record
AUGUGGCUCUAUCGGGGCGCGCAGUCCGCAGUCUUCUACUAUGCCACCUGCACCCCCUGCGCCGAAAAUCUCGAUCGACACAAACGCAGGAAAGAUGCCGCCAGGGCGCAGCGCGAAAAGGAGAAAGAGCGCACCGACAACGAAGUCAUCACCGACCAGCCCCGUCCAUUUCCGCAACCAACCCCUUUCAGCACAAAUGUAGGCUGGCGGGAGGAAAUCUCCCUAGGCCCUGGACCCCCAGCCCGUCGAGGAGGCCGCAAUAUGCAAAGAACGGACAGCUGGAAAACGGACCAGGGCUCGCUGUUGAAGAAGGAUAAGAGUGGCGGCUUGAUGCAUCCGCUCGGCGAGAAGUGGAAGUCCAUGCGCUACCAGCGGGAAGAUGAGCCGCUCUGGGGACAGCAGGAAGUGCGCGGCUCCUCUAUUGGUUUCUCCGGACGUGGCCGUGCAGACCCCAACGAGACGUCCAAGUACUACAUCCCCCGCGUGCCGCCUGUCAACGACCUCCACCCGCCCAUUGUCAGUGGGCCGACUAGUCGUGCCGAUACCAGGUGGAUGCUCCAACCACCCCCGAGUGCCCGAGUCAUGGCCGGUAAAGAAGACGUCGUUUCGCCGACUAACAAUAGUCUCUGCGGAUUUGGCAGGGAGUACUCAUCCCGGGCCACUAAGAGUGUAGCUCGGGACAGAGAGGCCGACAAGGUCAACAGUGAGACUCGUGAUGGUGCCAACGAUGAAGCCCCGAACCAGGGACCUCGUCGGCCAUCGCUGGCCAUCCUCGGCCGCGAUUCCGAUGACCUAGACCCGGUGCACUCUCGAACCGACUCCAUGUGCUCCUCCAUCGACUCCCCGCGCCUCUCUUGGAAGUACCCCGAGACUCCGGGCUCGCGGCCACAAUCAAAAGCUACAAAUGAUAGUGGCAAGUUCUACCGUCCACAUGUCUCGAAGACCCUCUCCGCCGCGAAUCAGGACAACAAGAAGAUCCACAUGCUGCACCUAGAGAUCAACGACGAUAACCGCGACGAUAUCGGACUAGGUCAAUUGCAGCCCAUCCGCCCGUGGCGUUGGAGCAUGGACAUCUAA